Molecule: messenger RNA, 2512 nt
Organism: Camponotus floridanus (Florida carpenter ant)
Lineage: Eukaryota; Metazoa; Arthropoda; Insecta; Hymenoptera; Formicidae
Gene: Regnase-1
Product: probable ribonuclease ZC3H12C
Exons: 7
Coding region: 348-2366 (672 amino acids)
Cellular component (GO): nucleus; cytoplasmic ribonucleoprotein granule
Molecular function (GO): metal ion binding; mRNA binding; RNA endonuclease activity
Source: RefSeq, a predicted model, not a curated record
GGGAGGUAUGUCGCGCGCGGUGAAGGCACUCCAUUCACUUGUCGGUCGCCGUCGAUUGGAAGUGUCUUGCGUUCACGCGUUUACAUCCGCAUACAGUUAGAUUUUCAUCCAUUUUUAUCGCGAAACGAACGAAAUAAUAUACGGCGUGAUUUUCGAUAUAGGGAUCAGUGAUAUAUAAUUAUAUAUGAGCGAUCAGUGAGUUUAUACGUGGUGCUUGCAUGGGUGAUUCGCGAGAAAUGUGUCGUUGUCUGACCGGCCAUUGAAAAGUGCACUGCCACUGCCGCUCCCGUUCGAGCAAUAUUUUUUUGUACGUGAAAAGGAUCUACGCUUCAUAAUCCACGGAUGAGAUGACGGUCGCUGGAAAGAGAUACGUAGAUUGUACAGUAUUGAAUGUAAGCAGUAUGCCAGAUGCUGAAGAUUCCUCAUAUGACAGUGAUUACGAAGCUGAGGACUUAAUGACGACAACGACGAUGACAAUGACAACAAUGAUGACAACGACAACGAUUGCACAGAGUUCAGAACCGCAGAUAUCUCCCGCAGCGCAUGCUGAUAUCUCUCGCACUGCAUCCGAUACUCUAGCAGCUGAGUUCGCAGAGUACGUCACUAUGGAUGGAUCUUCGACCACACAAAACCCCGGUUAUACCGCUCGAGUAGAGUUCGCCCUGAAACUGGGCUAUACCGAGAGAUUGGUACAAGCAGCUUUACAAAAACUGGGUCCGGACCCUGGUCAAAACGAGCUAUUAGCCGAACUGAUUAAGCUUGGAGCAACUUGUUCUCCGAAAUUCAUUGACGGUUCCGACGAAGCUGACAACUUGCUAGAUACUGAAGUGGACACCGACGAAGGCGAAGGAUCACUUUUAACUUCGACGAUAACAAAUGGAGUCUUCUCUAUUGAUUUAAAACCUAUUGUUAUCGAUGGCAGCAAUGUCGCCAUGAGUCAUGGUAACAAGGAGAUAUUUUCUUGUCGUGGCAUCAAAAUAUGUGUCGACUGGUUUCGUGCCAGAGGUCACAAAGAGAUCACAGUCUUUGUUCCUAAAUGGCGGAAAGAAGCCUUUAGACCCGAUAAUCCGGUUGCUGACCAAGAAAUCUUGAGUGAGCUUGAAAGAGAUCGUUUACUGGUGUUCACACCUUCUAGAUUGGUAGGCGGGAAACGUAUGGUAUGUUAUGAUGACCGAUACAUCUUAAAGUUGGCUGCCGAAGUCGAUGGCAUUGUCGUCAGCAAUGAUAACUAUCGGGACUUAGCGCAAGAAAACCCUGAGUUUAGAAAAGUCGUUGAAGAGAGAAUCCUUAUGUACAGUUUUGUAAAUGACCGAUUCAUGCCACCAGAUGAUCCGUUAGGUAGGAGUGGACCUACGUUGGAAAACUUUCUCAGGAUCACUCCCAAAAAGGUUGACCCAGCACUUCCAUGUCCGUAUGCUAAGAAAUGUACAUAUGGCAAUAAAUGUAAAUUCUGGCAUCCCGAGAGAGGACCACAUCCACAUAAAUCUGUGACGGAACGAUUAGUAGAGCAUGCUCAGCGUCAUCUACAGGCUCGUGGACCUAGUUUGAGUUUACCAUUACCAUCUAUAACUGCGUCUGUAUCUUCACAACAUCUAUCACUCUGUAAAGCUAGAUCUGCUAUACCGCCAACUGUUGUUCAAUCCUUGUCGCCGAAGAGUAGAUCUGUGGAGAAUGUCACAUCUGACUUGUUUUCAUCAACUAGUCCAGUCAUGUACAAUCAACAGAUGCCUCUUACGCAGAAUCUUCAAAGUUAUCCCUCCGCAGUAAAUUGGGCCAUGUCAAGAGUAAACAAUCCGGAUCCAGAACCGGCGAAUAUGCAUCGCAAAUUGCAGCGACAAUUGACUUUGAAUCCAAUAUGCGAUCCGCGACUUUAUCAGCUCAGGCGACAACAGCAACAAGCUGAUCAACUACAACAACAAUCGGUCAUCAAUUCCCCGCGCUCCAAUGUACAACAUCGACCGUUGACAAGACACGCCAAUAAUGAAUCGUCGUAUCCAGUUACUGCCAUGAGCUGGGACCAUCCCGAUUGUUUUCAGCAUCAUCACCAGCAUGUGAUGCGCAUUGCUUCCGCCCCAGACUCUUAUAAAGCGUGGCCGCCACAAAAUACUACCUUGAUGCGACUAUCACCAAUUCAGAGGCUGGGUACUUCGGAUCCUCAACUAAAUUUGUUACCAUCGCCACCGUCCACGAGUCACAUACUUUGGGGCACACAUGCCCAAGACGCUCGACGUCGCCUGCAUUAUCAUCUCGCCAAUAUCUUUCCCGAAGAGCAAGUGCAAACUGUUAUGGCGCUACAUCCACAUGAGACCGAUCCUCAACACAUUUGCGCUACUAUUCUGGCGAUGUUUCCAAAAAAUCAAAACUAAUGCAAUUGUAAAUUUUGCACAAAAUAUUUACUAACAUUGAAUUGGAAAACUACUUUUGUAUAGUCCUUUUAUUUUUAUAAAAAUUUUGCAUCGUAAAGCAAUUUUAAUACAGAAUAUAUCUAGCGAUUAUCAUGUUAAUUAUGAUU